AUGACCGAUGUCAAGGAGACGACAACAAAAGCAGCUAUGUAUCCUCAUCCUACCAACUCUAAGAUCACAUUUUGGGAUCUACCUGGUAUAGGUAUGUGUGUUCCAGAUGUUCGUCUAAUAAUUAACACACCAAUGUAAGGGACAGUAGAAUUGGCGAGGGGGAAAAGUUUUGAAAGUGGUUUCGGGAGAUGGACCAACGUACCGUAAACCUCCGAAUAUAAGCCCCUUGUAUAUACUCACCACAUGUACUAACGCUCACCUCAUUCCAAAAUUAAUAUACCCCUCCCUCCCCCGAAUAUAAGCCCCCCUCAUUGUCUUUAUAGCUUACUAUGUUAAUCAAAGCGCGUUAUUAAUACGUUUAUUUAAAAAAAAAAUCGUCCAUGUAUAAGCCCCCCGUAUAUACCCCCCCCCACUUGUAUAAGCCCAUCAAAAAUCGCCUACGAAAGAAUAUAAGCCCAGGGCUUAUAGUCGGAGGUUUACGGUAAUUAUAAAUAAGUAUAAAGUGGUGGGCGCCAACCUGAAUUCACAAAUUUUGAAAGACUUCAAAUCUCACAUGUUUUGCAAUUUAUUUAAUGCAAACUAUCUGAGAAAAGUAAGAAAGUGCAAAUUAUGUUGUUCAUGACAACCUAUUGGACCUAUAACAGUGGUGGUCCAGGAAUAUAAUAGAGAGUUUGAGCAAGACAACGAAGUCCGACGACGAUGACGUGUUGACAAUUUUUGCCUGUCUUGACCAUUAUCUUGCGUAUUCUAAGUUUAGGGUCAGGAGUGAAGACAGGUUAGAGAUUCAUGUCUAGCUAUUUAUGAAUGCUGACCCAAAUCCUUCCCCUGAUCAGAAAAAAACAGCGAGACAUGAAUCCAUAUCCCGUCUUCGUUCUUCUGCCUUCGUUCACAACGAAUAUUUUGGCAAAAUUCGUUGUGAACUUCGUUCUGCACGAAGGCAGAAGGACAAAGACGGGAUAUAGUUUCAUGUCUCGCUGUUUUUUUCUGGAUCAGGGCAAGAAUUAUGGUCAUGCAGUAUUCAUAAACAACGACACAUGGGAAGACACGUUGAGGAACCACCAGUGACGUCCAACACAGUAUGCAUAAGAUAACGUGCAGACGGCAAAAAUUGUCAAGUAUGUCUUCGUACUUCGUUGUGUUGCUCAAACUCUCUAAUGUCUAAUGAGAGGGGCUUAGGGCCUGCCACGCAGGCUAAGAGGGGCUGGGUAAAAAUUAAACUAUUGCUCUUUAGAUGGUCAGGAAAAUAAUAUAAAUCAACAAUUCCCAUUAAAAUCAACAUGAUGGUGAUGAUGGUGUUGAUACUAGUGAUGAUCGUGCAACGUGUAGUGGUGUUGAUCGCGCAAUGAUGAUGGCGGUGGAUAUGCAUUGGUGGUGAUGUUACUGUGGUGAUGAUGAUUUUGUUAUGUCUGACACAGUAAACUUAGAUCAGUACGAGACCUAGCUUUCUGAAGAUAACCACAGGCUCUUUUUCCUCUAGAAAGACCAGUCAGAACUGAUAGUAGUAACCAGUAUAACUAAAGUUAUCAGGGGCGGCGGAACAUAUUUUUUUUUUUUUUGGGGGGGGCUAAAUUUUUAAAACGUUUACCGUAGAUUUUGACUAAGUGGAAACAUAAACCGCAAACGGCAUAGCGUGUAGUGAUUUCUCCUACCUUUGAAAAAUUGUUCAAAAUAUAGCAUAGCCAUAGAUCCCAAGUAUAAGCCUUGAAAUAAAAGCUUGAAAAGAUCACAAUACGAUCUGCGCAAUCAGCACAUAAGCCGUGUUAAAUUUUGUCUGACUGGACAUAAAACAUAAUAUUAUAAAAAACUCAAAACUAAUUCGUAUAAUAUUCCGCUUGAGGUUAUGACUAAAUUGAAAAUUUUUAUUUUUCAAUACGUUUCUCAAUCGGCAAACAAACUUAAAAAAUAUGUUUAGUGCUUUAUCUGUAAAAUAAUGCUAAAAUGAAGAGAUUUUAGAUGAUACGCCAAAGAGAAGAUGAUGUCUGAAGUUCAGUAAGUUUUGCUUUUUUGGCUGUAAAUAUGGCGUCAAUUUUAAAGCAUCAUUGAUAAUUGUAUUUUAGUUGACGAUUAUUAACUAUUAUUUUAUGUUUCUCAACCGGCAGAUGCAUUUAAAAAGUUGCUAACUGUAUAAAGUAGAGAAUAAAGUUGCCUAAAACAAAGUAAUUUUGAGAGGAACGCCAAAAAGAUUUUAGGUUUUGAACAUUUUUCAUUGCAAAUACGCAAACAUUGAAAAAAAUUGCCUCUUAAUGAUUUAAAAAAUGUUAACCAAACCAGAAAUACAACUGUAUUCCAUAGUCCAUACUGUCGCUUUGACACAAAGAGCACAAACACAAGAUAAAUGCAAUGAUUGCAUCAGAAGUUCUUAUUCUGUGUUCUAUUCGAAAUCGUCCAUAGCUGCAUGGAAAGAGCAUCUUAAAAUGAGCAAAUAUGCAAAGUUCGGUUGCGAAUAAAGUUUGGUUGCGAAUUGUUGUAAAAAUAAGGAAAAUAUAUAGCCCUGUGAAGUUCGCAAAUUUUGUAUAGACUGUAUUUGCAUUACGCGCGGGAAAAAUAACCAUUUUUGAGCCGAAUUAAAGUGGUUAUUUUACCGCGCGUAAUACAAAUAUAUACAAAAUUACAAGAACUUCACAGGGCUAUAUUUUCUUCAUUUUAUUACAUUUAGCAACCAAUCAUUCUAAGACGUUCUUUGUAGCUGUGGUGUUGGAUUUCGUUAUUCUUGCUUUGAUCAAAAUUUUGUCUAUAGCUCGAAUCACCCAUUAGGAAAUGAAAUUUCUUCACUUAACUUUUAUUUGUCCCAUUUCGCAAGGCCAACACUCUGAAGUUGUAGUAUUUACUUUAUAAUCAAAGAUAUAUUCUCAGAGUGAAAGAAAAUCAAUUUACAUUCACUUGAUCACAAAGUAGGAUAUUUUCUUUUCCAUUUUAGCCGGCGAGCAGUAAUUUGACGACUUCGUAGUUUGAAUAAAUGGUCUCCCAUUCUGGCAUUCUUCAUGUAUUUUGGGGAAAGGGGGGCUAAGCCCCUCCACUUUUACUUCUGGGGGGGGGGCUAAAGCCCCCUGGCCCCCCUGUUCCGCAGCCACGGAAAGUUGGUUUAGUUCACGUUUCCUCGCUAGUAACGGCAUAGUAUGUUUUUCCAGUGAGAGCGGUAAAGGUGGGGAUAGUGGUUAUGAUAAUGGUGGUUAUGAUAAUGGUGGUGAUUAUGGUAACGGCCAUGAGAGUGGUAAUGGUGCUGAUUGUAGUAAUGGAAUUAUGGUUGUGACGAAGAUGUUGGUGGUGAUGUUAUGGUGGCGAUGACGAUGGAGGUUUUCUAAUAUCUGCAGUUUUCAACGUGGUAGCAGUAGUAUUCACAGUGAUUGUUAUCAAGACGACAUUAUUACCAAACAACUCCAUAUUACAGGAAUGGAACCUGCCUCGUACCCCGGCGCUUUGGUUUUAGUCCACGCGGCCCACGCAAAGGUCACGCAAGCCGUAGAACAACACAUAGCGCCUGGGUACGAGGCAGGGAAUGGAACGGUGUAAGGCACGUGCAGUACUAACCACUUUGAUAACACCUCAACGAACUAAUAAUUGCAGGUACUCCAAACUACCCCACUGACACUUACAGUGACAAAUUACGACACCUUCCAUAUCUUAGCCGCUGUCCGCUUUACUGAAAACGAUCUGCUAUUAGCCGAAAAAGCGAAAUCGAUGACAAAGUCGUUCUUUUUAUUACGUACAAAGAUCGAAAUGGACGUCAGAAGUGAAAGUCGAAAGGUUGUUUUAUUAUUUAUUCUGUGGCAGUAACAAAUAAAACAAACCAAAAUUAAAAACAAAUAAAAAUUUAUUGAAUUAAUCAACUUUUCAUAAAAUUUCCCGCCAACUUUUAAUUUCACACCAUAUUCACACAAAGCACCGCUGAAAUAUGUCGCUCCAUCCAAUAACCUCUACAUAUUACAGUUUCCGCUGAAAAUAGCGCGGGCACCUACAAACACCUAAAAUUAUUUGUAGGCUUUUAGCCAAUCGGAAAAACGAGAAAAUUAAAGAGUACAAUAAAUAAUAAUUAUACUAAUUGUGCAUGUAAGACCUUAACACCAAGUUGAUCAUUUUAUGUUAUAGUUAGUUAACACUUAACAAUAGGCUUAUCAUUUGACAAUUUCCAACAAAACCAGCUUCAUAUUGUGUUUAUUCACAAGUGGUACACUGCUGUCACACCAUAUAGGAAGCACGUAUAGUGUUUAAGUAUAUAUCUUCUACCAUAAAGCCAUAUCAUGUUAAGCAUUUAGCACCUUUUGAUGUCAUGUUCAACAUUCAGCCCCCCCCCCCCCCCAUUACAUCAUACUCUCACGACAAAUGGUAAGCAUUUAAGUUGAACAGAAUGACAUUUUAAGAUUAACCUUAUUAUCUGCUGUGGGAAUAGCGCUUAAGCACUCAAGUGCAGGAGAGCUAAUAACAACUAAAACGAUUGAUAAUUGCAAGUACACCUGACUAUCCCGCUAAAACCUACAGUGAGAAAGUCGGCUUGGAAAAGUACGAUACCUUCCUUAUCUUAGCCGCUAGGCGCUUCACUGAAAAUGAUCUGUUGUUAGCCGAAACAGUAAAAUCCUUGAAAAAGUCGUUCUUUUUGGUACGCACCAUGAUCGAUGUGGACGUCCAAAACGUAUCGUCCAAAAGAAAGCAUUUAAUCCAGAAGCAACGUUGAACGACAUCAGAAAAGAUUGUCUGAAAAGCUUUGGAGCCAACGAGGAAGUUGUGUUUCUCAUCAGUAAUCAUCACCCAGCCAAGUGGGAUUUCGCUCGUCUCACACAGGCCAUUCUGGAUGUCUUGCCACAUGACCAAAAGGAAAGUCUAACGCUGACUAUAGACGUGUUAACAAGCCACUCCAAGGAUAUUUUGAAUCGAAAAGUUGAAAUACUUCGAGGUAAUCAUAGAGAGAACUUAACAUUUUGUGCAGUAACGAUUUGUCAAGACUAAUUUGAACUCACUUCCAUGACCUUUAAAGUGAAUAUGGUAUGAAGUUAUUUCGUCUAAAACAACAUAAAGUUUUGUGUCAUAUGGACUUUAAGGUUACAGCAUGCCCUAGAACUCUAUAAAUUUCAAAAUGUUUUUACAUUUCCUUGUAGCUUAGAAAGAUAUCUGUCGUCAGGAAAAAUCUUUCAAAUUAAACACGUUGUCAAGUAAAACACUUUGCGAGAAAACUAAUUAGCAUUAAAUUAAAGUCAUUUUUUAAACCGAUUAACCGAUUGUUCUUAAAUUUGCGCAGGUUGGAUUAAAGCACGGAAUAAUUCUCUUGUUUUUAAUAUCAGUUGAAAGCCAUACUGAAAGGCAGGAUGGUGUACGGAAAGCUGUUUUUUAUUAUUUUUGGCAUUUUUUCCAAUACUCUAAUUCGUUUCAGGUCGAAUAUGGAUGGUCGCAGCCGUUUCCGCUGCUGCUGCGGUAAUUCCACUGCCUGGGUUGUCUAUUGUGGUGGAUUUCAGAUUGUUAACAUACGUAGUGGAUUUCUACAAAUCUCAGCUUAGCCUACCCGAGGAAGCAUCUUACGAGUUUCAAAAAAUGUCUAAAGAAAACAAGGAAAUAAUCCUCAAAUUUUAUUUCACAAACGCGGUGGAACUUGCAAAGAUUUUCACACUUGUCGCUUUCAAUUCUGCAGCUGAAGAAGCUGCUAGAUUCAUUCCAUUCGUAGGAAGUGCUAUUGCUGGAAGCAUUUCUUUCAGCUCUACCUAUUAUUUCCUCUCGCAUUGCUUGAGUGAAUUGGAAAAAACAGCAUCGAAUCUCUUGGAUGAAACUAACACCAAAGUUG
This is a messenger RNA of Paramuricea clavata, 5767 nucleotides long. The record is from the annotation of a GenBank genome assembly. Lineage: Eukaryota; Metazoa; Cnidaria; Anthozoa; Malacalcyonacea; Plexauridae.